GUCCCACAGUGUCCCACACUGAUCCCUGUGGCCUCUCCCCACCAUGGCACCCCUGGCUCCCAUCUUGGCACUGCUGGCAAUGUCCAUGGCCACUGUGGCCAUCGAGGUGGUUCCCAUGGACAUGGCCCCGAACGCCUUUGAUGACCGGUACCAGGGCUGCCGUGACAAAAUGGCCGCGAUGUUGCCGGUCCUCAAGAGUGUUGAGUUCCAGCAGAACUCUCUGUUCGCCCCGGCCUGGGCUCAGGCUACAGCUGAGUGGCAGAACCGCGGGUCCCCCGUGUCCCCUCUGUUGUUCCCAGACCAGGCCAUCGCCAUCAUGGCCUACACGAUGUCAACUACAUUUUCCGAAAAGUUCCUCGAUGCUGUGCACGAGGCUGGACACUCUAGACAGCAAUACCGAGACAACUUCCACUUCAAAACCCUGCAUUUCCUGCUGACCGAUGCCCUGGCCAAGCUGAAGGACAAUCAGUGCCGAGACGUGUACAGGGUGGGGCACAACACCCGGCUCGAGGCGCAGCGUGGCCAGAGAGUCCGGUUCGGUUGGUUCCUGUGGAUGUCUUUGAGCGAUGCAGUCCCCACAGAAUACGAGAGUGGGACACUCCUGCAGGUGCACACCUGCCAUGGUGUGGACAUCAGGAAGUUCUCCUUCAAUCCCAGAACGCAGAUGGUGCUGACCCCACCCUAUGAGAUCUUCGAGGUCACCCAAGCCUCCCAGGAUGGGGACAAGACACAGAUCCAGCUCCGCUCCACCGGGACCCACAGCAACUACACCUGCGAGUGGCUGCGAGGUGGAAGCAGCCCCAGGGACACGCCCAUGCUCAGAGGGCUCCUCUUGGCCACAGCAGCCUUGGCAGUGGCCACCGGGAUCUUCUGAGCCACAAGGCCACCGUGGUCACUGUGGUCACCAUGACGCCUACAGACACUGCAGCCAUGAUGGCCACCAAGGCCACCAGGAGCACCAGAACAAUGAGAAGGCUACCAAGGCCACACUGCCACUAUUGUAGCUGUGGGCGCUAUGGCCACCCUGAGGCCACUGUGACCCUCACUGUCACCAUGGUCACUGUGUCCACCAAGGCCACUGUGGUCACCAUGGUCACCAAGACCCUCAGAGCCACAAGGCCACUGCAGCCACUGUAACUGAUGCCUGAUGAUUUUUGUCUUUUCUUUAAUCUAUUUUAUAUACCCUUUUAGGUAUUUCUGCACCCUCAAUGCAUCCCCCUCUACCCUUAGCGUGCAUACUUGGAAUUCCUGCAGUCUGAUAUUCCACUUUAGUUGAGGAGUUCUGCUGGCCAGAGAGACCAAACAUCUUCAGGAAGGGGUCAGUGUACCCUGUGCUGUCUUAAAGCUGAGGCUCCAGCCUUGRGUGAAGYCUUCUCUCUGGAACAUCUUGUGUAAACUGGGCUCUGGCCUCAUUCGGGRGGAGAUUCAUUAGAAUAGGGGGACAUUACUGCAUUUGUGAAGUUUCU
Messenger RNA from Malurus melanocephalus (red-backed fairy wren), 1466 nucleotides. Its product is annotated as NAD(P)(+)--arginine ADP-ribosyltransferase 2-like. The record is from RefSeq and is a predicted model, not a curated record. The transcript has 2 exons. Lineage: Eukaryota; Metazoa; Chordata; Aves; Passeriformes; Maluridae. Gene Ontology annotation, molecular function: NAD+ poly-ADP-ribosyltransferase activity; NAD+-protein-arginine ADP-ribosyltransferase activity. Bases 44 to 874 code for a protein of 276 amino acids.